Magnolia sinica is the source of this 1741-nucleotide messenger RNA. RefSeq lists its product as uncharacterized. The record is from RefSeq and is a predicted model, not a curated record. The transcript has 3 exons. The coding region runs from base 533 to 1330 and encodes 265 amino acids. Lineage: Eukaryota; Viridiplantae; Streptophyta; Magnoliopsida; Magnoliales; Magnoliaceae.
CAUCUUGAUGGUAAUCACCUAUUGAACGGUUGGAUGGAGUAUAAACAUAACGGGGAACCCAGGAAGAUUUCAAUGGUGGCCGUCUUCAUCCACAGUGUCCCGGCCCACUUGAGUUUUGGAUUGGCCUGAUUUAUGGGCUAACACCUGAACAUGAGCCAACGAAAACGAUGGACGGAGCAGAUUUCACACAUACAUCACGCUGGCCCCACAUAGAUUUUUGUUUGCACUGGCUCUCUACGACAGAUGAUGUACGAAAUUCGACUCACGAGUUCUCCUCCUCCAUACGGUCCCUCUCAGCUCUCUCCAGUCUCUAGCAUAUUCCAGUGGAAGUGCGAUAUUCUCGAUCGUGGAAUCCCUUUCCUGCAAAAUUCAAGUGGCAUUUCCGUUAUUUUCCCCACAAACCAGAGCCUUUGUUAUCGGAUCGUAUCCUUUGUAUGAGACGCUGCUGGGAUUCUUCAAGCAUUUUCAGCGGUUAUCUACAAAAUCUCUCUCACUGAAAUGUAGCUUUAGCUCCUUACCGUCAGAGUCUCUGAUGGAAACCCUUAGCGUCAGACCCCUUUCCAUCUCUUCCAUUUCCAACCUUCCAAACCCUAGAAUUCAGUUUCCCUCUUCCCUUUUCAAAUUCAAUUCCAAGAAACCAAGGAACACUCCAAACCCAAAUACCCUCAAAACCCGAUGUGAUUACAAUCCACCCACAGAGAGUCUGCUCCACACCAUCAGAGAUUUCGUUCUGUCACGGAAAUGGGUUUCGCGUGUGAGGGAUUCCGUCAAAUCGGAGUUUCCGAAGGACGGAGAGUUCCUGCAGAGCGGCGGCAUCGGCAUGACGCUCCUGAGCACAACGACAGCAGCUGCGAGGGUCCACAUCAGUCCAUUCCUCGCCACGUUAGCGGCGAACCCGACGUUCGUCUCGGGGCUGCUGGCGUGGGCCCUCGCACAGACGAUGAAAGUGCUCUUGAACUUCUUCGUGGAUAGGAAGUGGGACUUGAGGAUCCUGUUUAGCUCUGGAGGAAUGCCAUCGUCGCACUCGGCGCUGUGCAUGGCGUUGACGACGUCCGUCGCGCUCUGCCACGGGGUGGGGGAUUCGCUCUUCCCUGUCUGCCUGGGGUUCAGCCUCAUAGUGAUGUAUGACGCCACCGGGGUCCGCCGGCAUGCCGGGAUGCAAGCGGAGGUCCUUAAUUUGAUCAUUGAAGAUUUGUUUCAAUGGCAUCCUAUCAGCCAAAGGAAGCUUAAGGAACUCCUUGGCCACACUCCAUCUCAGGUCAUUGCUGGGGCCCUUCUUGGCAUCUUGGUUGCCUGCUUCUGCUGUCAAGGUUGCUUAGUUGCAGCCUAAAUGGCUUCUUCAGGGGGGAUCUUAACAGGUCAGCUGAGCUCAAUUAAUGCAGCGUUUUUUCAGGGUCCACACUAGCAAUCUGCUCCACUUUUGCUUCAUUGAUGGCGUUGAGGAGGGAGACCAUAAGAACUCUCUCCUCAUGUGUCCCCCAGAUCGAUGUUGAUGUUCAAGGCUCAGUCUGGCUGUCCUGCGUUGUGCUGAAGGGGAGGGCAUUGUCCUGGGGAUUCUUGUAAAUGUUGUCAAGGAAAUUAUACUCCUUCCAAGGGUUAAACAUGUUGUUUAUCCUGGGGGAUUGUGACUCUAACGAUCCUGCCGUGGCAUUAGCGGAACUUGGGUCCAUGAAAUGGUUGUAAUUUGGGAAUUUUCUUCCCUCUUUCUCAUCUUAAUGCAUAUUCAAUUAUUCUCUCAUAA